CUGAUGCAGAGGAGAGGAGGUGAGAGAGGAACAACACAACUCACUGCUGCGCAACUAUACUUUCACCUGCUGCAACAUCACGUAACAGUCCAAAGCUGCCGCUCUUUCAUUUUUGCACGAGAACAUUUGUAUCUUUUUUUCAACGCAUUUUGCUACGUUUAAGUGAUGCUGCUGUGGAAAUGCCUCGCAUUUCUGUGGUUUAGUUGAUGUGUGUGGGCAGAGGAGACGAUCUUCCGAUCUGGGACUGAACUGAGCGGAACUGAAUCCAUUAAGCCGAUCACACAGAGGAUGGACAUACAUGGGAGAAUAACACUACAGCGCAUCUUUGACUUGUUUAAUUAGUUUAGACUAGAAAAACAACAACAACGACUACAUAGAUAUCUUUAAUUCGAGCUAUUAACCGUAUGAAUAAAUUAAAACGGGUAAUUUUGAGUUGAAGAAAUUGUAAAUAAUGGGAAACUAACGCCGUCCGACUACUUUGAUAACAUUUUGUAAGCCCCAACAGGAGUUUUUCUUUCAAAGACAAUAACAACGUUGGAUUUCCACAAUGGCAGUAAACACAGAUACGGAGUUUGGUAAAUCAAAUCUGGGGGAGAGUGGCGGCACGCAACCAGCCGAGACGGAGAAACUGCUCGUGACCACCGAGCCCACCGGGGUGAAGACCUCUAGCUCCUUCACCGUCAGUGUCGGGGGCGACAAGACUCUCGACGGGGACCAGAAUGGCCACAGUCUGCCGCUGAGGUCCGGUUCGGCGGGGCAUCUCGGCGCGGCUCCUCUCUCUCCGUCUAGAGUGAGCCUCAGCCGCACUUCAUCCACCGGUAAUGCCGUCCAAGAGCAGCAAAAACCCAAAGACUACCUCAUACUGGUCAUUUUUUCCUGCUUUUGUCCCGUGUGGCCAAUAAGCAUCGUUGCACUGGUCUAUUCAAUUAUGUCCAGAAACAGUCUACAGCAGGGGGAUAUGGAUGGGGCAAGACGUUUGGGACGUUUGGCUCGUCUGCUUAGCUGUGUGGCCAUCAUCGUGGGCCUCCUGAGCAUCAUAAUAUAUGUGGUGGUUGCAGUAACCGGAAAGGGGACAAAGUAAAGAUGACUACUACUACUACUACUACUACUGCAAAAAAACCCACAGAUGAUGUAAUUAAAACAAGAUCUCCCUCUUAUCAAUAACGCCACAGAAGAUGAAAAAGAAACGAGGACUGUCGCGACUAAAUAAGAUCUGAUUAAGUAGCGAAAAUGCAUGCAGUAGGUUAGCAUGCUCAGUGAAAAAAUUAAAUAAAUUCAAAAUCCCAUAUGUUAAAAAGAACAGUGAUGGCUUGCAUUAUGUAAAUGAGAAAUACUGCUGUAUCGGCAAAAAAAA
Messenger RNA from Danio rerio (zebrafish), 1354 nucleotides. The record is from RefSeq and is a predicted model, not a curated record. NCBI's taxonomy places the organism in Eukaryota, Metazoa, Chordata, Actinopteri, Cypriniformes, Danionidae.